AUAAGAAGCCAAAAGACUAAAAUGAAGAAAAAAUUAUGAUUUUGCUUGUGCAGUAGGGCACGGUACAUAGGUAGUUUAUCGAUGAUAAUAAUAAUGUCCACUGUACGAGUAGUUAGAAAUUGAAAGUAUUAUGCGACGAUACUAUGUCGUUUGUUUUCGUUGCUAGAAAAAGUUAUUUCUAAUACAACAUGGAUUUCGAAAGAAGAAUCAUGAACUUGCAAGCGCGUUUAAGAGCAGAAAACGAAGAUAAUCAGAGAGAAAAUCCACUCGGUGGGAGUCCUAGUCAUGGCCCUGGGCGUAGACCUAAACAACUUGGUGAUAUUGGAACACCUACAAGAACUAGAAAACACUUGGAACUGCCGUUCAGUUCUUUAACCCAACUGAGGUCACAAGACACAAGCGAAGUUGAUACCAAAAUGAAAGAAAUCAUGAAAAUGAAUGGAUCGUUGAACAUCAAUGGCACAAAAUUCCAAACCGACAUUAAGGAUUUGGAACAUCUAGGAGAGUUGGGAAAUGGAACUUGUGGUCAUGUUGUUAAAAUGUUGCAUAAACCAAGUAACACGAUCAUCGCAGUCAAACAAAUGAGAAGAUCCGGAAAUAGUGACGAAAAUAAGCGUAUCAUUAUGGAUUUAGAUGUAGUCUUCAAGUCAUUAGAUUGUCCUUACAUAGUACGCUAUCUCGGUUGCUUUAUCACUGAAUCGGACGUUUGGAUUUGUAUGGAACUUAUGGCUACGUGUUUCGAUCGUUUAUUAAAGAAAUUAAAGACUGCUAUACCAGAAGAUAUAUUAGGAAAAGUUACAUUAGCUACUGUGAAAGCUCUUCAUUAUUUAAAAGAAUCCCACGGCGUCAUUCACAGAGAUGUUAAACCAUCGAAUAUCCUGUUAGAUGAGAAAGGCAAUGUCAAACUCUGUGAUUUUGGCAUCUCUGGACGUCUGGUAGAUUCUAAAGCGAAAACCAAAAAUGCUGGAUGCGCCGCUUAUAUGGCUCCGGAAAGAAUCGAGCCACCUGAUCCUAGAAAACCCGAUUAUGACAUAAGAGCUGAUGUAUGGAGUUUAGGAAUUACUUUGGUUGAAUUAGCCACCGGCGUUUUCCCCUACAAAGAUUGCAAAUGUGAUUUUGAAGUCUUGAGCAGAGUUUUACACGAAGAUCCACCAUCUUUGCCUUCCGAUUCGUUACGGUUUUCUCCAGAAUUUCAAAGUUUCGUUUCUAGUUGUUUAACGAAAGAUUAUAGUCAUCGUCCUAAGUACAAAGAAUUAUUGGAACAUCCUUUCCUAAAAAGGUACGAGUUGAAGAAUGUCGAUGUAGCUGCGUGGUACGCUAAAGCAGUAUCCAACUCUACCAGUAAUACUCCUCUAAGAUAUUUGUCAACAUCGUUAUCUUCAUCUACUAGAAGACAACCUCCUCCUCCACCUCCAACAACGAGCCAUCAAAGUCGUCGUACAGGGUUAGAAAAUAUUGUAUUGAACGGCGAUCAUUCCGGUAAAUAUUCGCCAUUUCGAUCGUUAGAUGCUCAGUAUGGUGUUAACGGACUACAAUUCAGUGAAUGGGAUCCUCAUAAGUUUAGCGCAAAUAAAUUCAACAAUGCAUCUCCUCUUCUGAGAAGGCGAUAUCCACCUGAAUCGUCUACUAUUAGUGCUAACAAUUAUAAUAAUGUUUAUGGUACUGAAAAUACGAGUCCUCUAGUCUUGCAAAAGUUUCAUUAUCAACCAAACUAUAAUUUGAAUAAUCACUUACCUAGUUACCCAAUCACGUCAUCACAUUACAGAUCAGCAUCGCUAUCGCCUAGUCGUAGAUACUUGACUGAAAGCGUCAAAUUUACGGACGAAUCGAAAAUUUUAGAGGGUAAUAAUCAGAAUGGUUCGAAAAAGAAAUUUUCUUCGUACUUAAAAUUCCAUCUGAAUCCAACUACUGAAGACGUACGUCGAAGUUCUCCUCCUACCGUACCAUCACCAGCACCUCCUAGUCCUCCGCCGCGUUACAAUAGAUUAUCUUCAAAUAGUUCCUCACCGGCUAACUUUCCAUCAUCACCUUUAAUGAUGAGACGUAAUUUUUAUGAACCUCCGGAUUCACCUUUGGCUUCGAGACGCUUAUACAUCGAUGGUUCUCCGUUAUUAUCAAGAAGAUACGUUUCUCCUUGUCCUCCUCAACCACCUCCUCGAAGGCUUUCGGAAAGCAGCUCAGUUCCAGGUUCGCCCCAACAUUACAAUUUUCAAAGAAAUGAUCUCAUUCGAAAUACGCCAGCCCCGAAUAAAUUUCAGUACACACCGCAACCUCAACGAAAAACCAUUUACCAAAUAAAUGACCUCUGACAUUUACGUCAUUGUCACGUGCCGCUCUCAAUAACAAGAUGAAAAAUCUAAAUGAAUUAUAGAAAACGAUUUGAAGAUAUUACAUGCAAAUUUUGCUGCGAUUAUUUUACUUCAUAUUACUCUUAUUUUUAUUAAUUGAUUUUUUUUUUUUUUUUUUGAAGAAAACAAAACGAAAGAAACCCCGUUUUUUUAGUUUGAAUUUGAAACAACGACAAAUUUUAUUUGACGGUUUGUAAGUUCUUCAUUAUUGCGCUUAUGUGUGAGAUCAAAUUCAUGAACAGUCUAAUCAGUUUUAUCAUUUUUAAUAAUUUAUUGUUAAUUUUAUGUUUAAUAUAAAUGUAUUACUGUUGGAGUAAGUAAAGUUAGUUCAAUUGAGCUUUUUUUUUCAGUUUUUAGUAUUUUUUCUCUUAUAGAGUACCCAAUUGUAAUCUCUAGUCUUUUUUUUUAAAUACUUUUUUUUUCUACCAUAUAUUCGACGAAUGAAUGUAUUUGUGUGUUGAAGACGACAUUUUGUUGAUA
Molecule: messenger RNA, 2828 nt
Organism: Planococcus citri (citrus mealybug)
Lineage: Eukaryota; Metazoa; Arthropoda; Insecta; Hemiptera; Pseudococcidae
Product: dual specificity mitogen-activated protein kinase kinase 7-like
Exons: 11
Coding region: 189-2309 (706 amino acids)
Biological process (GO): protein phosphorylation
Molecular function (GO): protein kinase activity; ATP binding
Source: RefSeq, a predicted model, not a curated record